Messenger RNA from Lineus longissimus, 3958 nucleotides. Its product is annotated as lysophospholipid acyltransferase 5-like. Lineage: Eukaryota; Metazoa; Nemertea; Pilidiophora; Heteronemertea; Lineidae. The record is from RefSeq and is a predicted model, not a curated record. Gene Ontology annotation, molecular function: lysophospholipid acyltransferase activity; 1-acylglycerophosphocholine O-acyltransferase activity. Gene Ontology annotation, biological process: phosphatidylcholine biosynthetic process; lipid modification. Bases 1 to 1434 code for a protein of 477 amino acids. The transcript has 13 exons. Gene Ontology annotation, cellular component: membrane.
AUGGCGUCCGUCGAGCAGAGUUGGAUAUCUUCCCUGGCUGUGGGUUUGGGGACUAAUGAAAACGCUCUCCGGCUUCUAAUUUCGCUCUUGUUAGCAUACCCAGUUUCUCUAAUCCACAGAUACACUCUGUUUGGAAAGUCACCGUUAACCCAACAUCUAUAUUUCAUCUUCUUUGGGUUAGGACUGAGUUACUUCAAUUUUGGUUCUGAGAUCGUGUUUGGACUAGCGAACGUUUUGAUCAUUUACCUGGUGCUGCUGGUUGUUGGUGGUAAUCUACCCAGUGUCAUAUUUUCAUUUGUUUUCAACAUUGGCUACCUCGUUAUAGCGUAUUAUUAUACAUCUUCCCAAAACUAUGAUAUCAAAUGGACCACGCCUCACUGUGUGCUCACGCUCAGGCUAACGGGACUUGCCUUCGACGUCUACGAUGGCACAAAAAAACAGGAAACGCUUUCCGCUGAUCAGAAGAAGACAGCGUUACGCACGAUGCCUUCCAUAUUUGAGGUGUUUGCACACAUGUACUUCCCCUGUGCCUUCCUAGUGGGACCCCAGCUUCCCAUGAGGCGGUACCAGGACUUUGUUAGCGGUGCAUUUGCGGACACAGUUACAGGCAGUUUGCCUGCAUGUGUGAUACCCGGGGCUAAACGACUUUCCGUGGGUGUCUUGUACAUAGCCAUCUACCAGGUCCUUGGAAUCUACUUCGAUGAGCAGUACAUGAUCACCGAUGAGUUUAAUGACAUAUCGUUUCUUGGUAAACUCCUCUACAUUGCCAUAUGGGGCAAAGUCACACUCUAUAAGUAUGUGGCGUGUUGGCUCAUUUCAGAGGGCAGCUGUAUGAUGAUUGGCCUCUCGUACAACGGGAAGGAUGAAAACGGCAACGAUUUAUGGGAUGCGUGCGCGAAUAUCAAAAUCCGCAAGUUCGAAUUGGCGCAGUCGGGAUCAGCUAUGGUCACGAGCUUCAACUUGAACACAAACGUUUGGGUGUCACAGUAUGUUUAUAAACGAUUGCGCUUCCUCAACAAUCGUCAGCUAUCGCAAAUUGGUGCAUUGGCGUACCUCGCCAUCUGGCACGGGAUUCACUCUGGUUACUAUAACUGUUUCCUAUUCGAGUUUGUCGUCAUCAAAUUCGAACGUGAUUUCGAAACGAUAGUCCGCGACGUCCCCCUAUUGACCAAUAUAAGUAACAACACGUUCUUGAAACCAGGGAUAACCAUUGCUAGGAAAUUCUACAACUUAUUAAUCUGCGGAUACCCACUAAUUAGUUUCUGUCUUCUAAAAUAUAGAAAGUGGGGGUUGGUGUAUAGAAGUAUUUUCUACAUCGGACAUAUAUGGUUCUAUUCUUGGCCGUUAGUCUACAUCUACCUGAGGAAAACUGUGCUGAAGAAGAAGCGAGCUGAGGAAAAACGUACAGAUGGAGAAAUGAAGAAGACAGAGUAAUAUUCCCGCUAGACCAACGAAAAUAUAUGCAGAAUGGCAACAUCACUGAUCCUGGCUGUGAGGAAAUGUGUAUAGCAAAGAAAUAUAUGUUCCGUGGAAUAAAAAGUAGCUCUGAGUGGUAGUUUUCCAAAAUGUGUAGAGCAUCCUUGUGACUCAUUAUUGGAACCUCGUCCUUCGGUCUGUAAAUAUUCAUGAAGAAUCAUUGGGACGAGGUUGAAAAUGAUCGUCAUCCAAACCUGCUGUCAUGAUAGGAUAUGUCGUGUAUUGGACAGUAGUGUUGCGGUUGUUUUGGCCCCAAGUCUUUUUGUCCCUAGUCCCUAGGUUGGUCGGCCUCCUCGGACAAGAUGCAACAAAAAUCCCAAGUUGAACAUUGCAAAUGAACUGCAAAGUGGUCUUUCUUAGUGUGGCAACUUGAUACCAUUAAGGUGGGGAGAAAAACUGUUAAGAAGUUUGUCAAAAAGUGACUUUGAAAAUCAAAAUGAUGUAAAUAAUAUCAAUGGCUGUUCAAAAUCUGACAGUUCCUGAAUCUGACUUUCAGUCUGUCACAAAAUAAAAUCGGACAACAGGGAUGUGUGUCUAACCCUUGGGGUUAAAUAUAUCACUGGGAAUACAGCAAAUACAAUGAUUUUGAAUCAAAUCAGACCAUAGAUUCAUGGGGUGUGGAAGGCUGAAUGAUGAAGGGCUUGGGGGCAAAACAACCAGAUGAUGUGGACCAUUUCUCCAGCUCAGGCGUGAGCUUGAAUUUAUCAAAAAUUUUACACAGAACUUUUUAUAAAAAGUGAUCAUUUUUUGUCAACAUCAAUCGUUGUGUGAUGUGACAUGUUGGUUUUUUAUUGGUGGUGUUUUUUUUUUAGUAAAAUCGAAUAAAUACUUGAACCUUUGUUGUUGUUUUUCCUAGCUUAAUAACAAACUGGUCUUAUAUUAGAAUGCUUCUGGGAAAACUGUUUAUUUUCCAUCCAACACAAAAGUGUACGUUGUAAAAGUCGCAGCACCGAAACAUUUCGAUGUCAGUUCAUGCAGAAAUGAAUCAAAACAUCCAGAUUGGCAAAUUGAAAUAAUUUGAUUGGCAAAUUAAAAUAUUUUGAUUGGCAAAUUAAAAUAUUUUGAUUGGCAAAUUAAAAUAUUUUGAUUGAUUGGCAAAUUGAGAUAAUUUGAUUGGCAAAUUGAAAUAAUUUGAUUGGCAAAUUGAAAUAAUUUGAUUGGCAAAUUAAAAUAUUUUGAUUGAUUGGCAAAAUGAAAUAUUUUGAUUGGCAAAUUGAAUUUUUUUGAUUGAUUGGCAAAAAUUUGAUUGGCAAAUGGAAAUAAUUUGAUUGGCAAAUUAAAAUAUUUUGUUUGGCAAAUUAAAAUAUUUUGAUUGAUUGGCAAAUUGAAAUUUUUUAUUGGCAAAUUGGUACAAGUUAACGUAGCACCAUAUCAGUUAUCUAACAUUCACGAUUUAGUAUUUUGUGGGUGGUUUAAAAUGGUCAACUAGGUGUUUGGUUGUGACUGUCGGCUUUUUUCCAUUCCCAAGUUUGUCGCUUGCAGAAAACAGCAAUGUUCGAUGUUGCGUCCGACGUAUAGCAAACUCUCCCAUUUACGAAGACAUAAGGAACUUUUGGUGCGAGUCUUAUAGUUUAUAUAUCAUUUAUUCAUCUGUGAAAAUUUCAUGUCUAUGUCUCUAGAAGAAAGGGUUUGAAUCUGGUGAGAAAGAAAUUCUGUUUGUAUAUAUUCAUGGAGGAAUCUUGCACCGGGAUAUCAAAAACUGUCUUGACAUAGUCGAUAGUCACCACCUGACUAGAUGUAGCACUUCCGACUAGUAAUUUUUUUUGAAAUGGUAGAAGUUUGUAGCUGAGAUAUUCAAAUUGUAUUUGAUAAAGAUUAUUGUGCGUUCUUGAUUGAUUUUUUUGUAAAGAUUUUAUCGACAUAGUUUGUAAAACUUGAUCGCUGUGUUGUCAUAAUCGCUUGAAAGACAAUUUUCUCAAAGAAAUCGUCAUAGAAGUUUUGUAUUUCAAUGUUUCAAUAAUUCACUGGUUUGUAUGCUGUAAACUUAGAAAUAUUCGUGCGACAUUUAUUUCGCAUUUACAGAUUAUCGCGGAAAAAGAUAUUGCAACGAAAAUAGAAGUCUACAUGUGAUUGAAAUGACUGCUCCAUGCUCGUCAAACACUAAGUUAAAACUAUGCCAAAGUUGCACGUUCAUGAAACAGCGAAUAUUUCCAUGUUUACAGUUAUUUAUUGUAAUAUUAGUUCCACUGGUAAUGGACUGGAUUUGUUAGUUCCUUUGAAAAAAGAACAUCGGUCCAAGUUGCAGUUUGUUAAAAGGUCAACUUGGAUGUGGGAUGUGUUUUUCAUACAAAAAUGGCUUCGAGCAGGACGGCAACUUCAUCAAACAGGAUCAUUGAAAAAUCAUUCAACUGCAAUAAACAAUAUGUGACCCGCUCUACCAAAACUAGGCGCUUGUCGCAUCUGAACUUGACAGGUUGAUACGGACUUGUUGUUCAUUUCCCUAUUGUAGACCUUUUUUGAAAUCUAUUACAAACUGAUUUGG